UUUUUUUUUUAUUGUUUGUUUAUCCUUUUUCCAUCCGGUGAUAGUCCUUGUAGGCAACCGUUACAUAGUCCCUCUAAUUUUUGAUAUCCAACGUUGUCCACCAGAGAAAGAUGUCACCCCUCACUGCUGAAAAAGUCGCUGACUACCUUCCUCUAGCUGGCAAGAUGCCUCAUAUUUCUGGCAAAAUCAUCAAUGUCACCCAUCAAAUUCCUUUCCAUAUUUCCAGAUCUUCUGCCACUAUGGUAACGGACACUCCUCCUACUACUGAAAAUGCUACAUCACAUCAGUUGAACGGCCCUACCGGUACCGAUGAAGUGGCAGCUGCACCCGUUUCAAAGCUCGCCCGUCACCAUAACCGUGCUCGAACCUUGCGUGCCAAAUUUCGCGCUGCUGAAUGGCUUAUUGUCGAGGACAGAGGCCAUGGUGCUCUCAACUCUGGUUUACAAAGUUUGAAGGAUGAAUAUCAAACCCUGCAUAUCGGUUGGACCGGUCCUAUCAAAGAUGAGCGUACCAAGAAGACUAUCCCUUCAGAAACCUUGACCGAAGAUGAUAAGGCUAAAAUUCAAAACCUGCUGAUGAAAACAGGUAGUAAUUUCGUUCCCAUCUUUUUAGACAGUACAUCUCGUGGUCAUUACGAAGGCUACUGUAAAGAAGUGCUUUGGCCUCUCUUCCAUUAUUUGGUUUGGAGAGACGAUACAGAUGGUAGAUCCAACAAGCAAUACUGGAAGGACUAUGUUGCUGUGAAUCGUCAAUUUGCUGAAAUCAUCGCUAGUAACUAUCGUCCAGGAGAUGUCAUUUUCUUGAACGAUUAUCAUUUAUUACUUGUUCCCGAAAUGUUGAGAGAAAUCAUCCCAGAUGCGCCUAUCGGUCUCUUCCUUCAUGCUACCUUUCCAAGCUCUGAAAUCUUCCGUUGCUUAACGACCCGCAAAGAAAUUCUUCAAGGUUCUUUGGGCGCUAACUUGAUCGGUUUCCAGACCUAUUCUUAUGCUAGACAUUUCAUCGGCUCAUGUACUCGAGUCCUGGGUUGCGAAUCAACGCAAACCGGUGUCAACGUGAAUGGUCAUAUUGUCUCUGUGGGUACCUUCCCUAUCGGUAUCGAUGCGAAUCGUGUCGACAAGUUCCGUCGUGAACCCGGUGUUGCGCCUAAAAUGAAAGCUAUUCGUGAUAUGUACGCUAAUAAGAAGAUCAUCAUUGGUCGUGACAAGUUAGACUCGACAAAGGGUGUUCUUCAAAAGUUGCAAGCAUUUGAAAAGUUCUUGGACGAUUAUCCUGAAUGGCGCAAGGAAGUUGUCUUGAUCCAAGUGACGACACCCACGCACGGCGACAACUCAAAACUGGAGGCUAAAGUGUCCGAGCUUGUCAGCCACAUCAAUUCGAAAUACGGUUCCCUGGAAUUCUCUCCUGUACAUCACUAUUAUCAAGAUGUGGAUCGUGACGAAUACUAUGCUUUAUUGUCCGUUGCUGAUGUCGGUUUGAUCACUAGCUUGAGAGACGGUAUGAACACAACCUCUUUGGAAUACAUCAUUUGCCAACAAGAGACACAUGGACCUCUCAUCCUGUCUGAAUUCACCGGCACGGCAGGUGCUUUGAGUGCUGCUCUCAUUGUCAAUCCAUUUGAUAACGCCGGUGUCGCUAGAGCUAUUCAUGAGGCCUUGACCAUGAGCCCUGAAGACAAGUUGACCCGCCAUACACAACUUUUCUCUUACGUCACCGAGCAUUCUGCCGCGUUCUGGGCCAAGUCCUUCGUGAAGCAAUUGGUUGAAAGUACCAAGAACUUCUCCCUUCAAUCACAGGCCACACCUGCAUUGAACCGCGACCAAUUCUUCACACAUUACAACGCUUCGAAAAAGCGUCUCAUGUUCUUUGAUUAUGACGGUACCUUGACACCCAUUGUUUCUGUUCCCACAGAUGCCAAGCCUUCGCCCGACAUGCUACAGUAUCUUCAAGCAUUGUGUGAUGAUCCUCGUAACGAGGUGUGGGUCGUCUCGGGCCGCGACCAAGCCUGUCUGGAAGAAUGGCUUGGCCAUGUCAAGAAUCUAGGUCUCAGUGCUGAACACGGCUGUUUCUUCAAGGCCGCUGGAUCAGAUCAGUGGACAAACAUGUUGGAAGACAUUGAUAUGAGUUGGAAGAAGGACGUCACAGAGAUUUUCGACUAUUAUACAGAACGUACAGAAGGUAGUUUUGUUGAGCAUAAAAAGUCAUCCAUCACUUGGCAUUAUCGUAUGGCAGACGAAGAAUAUGGUGAGUUCCAAGCCAAGGAAUGUCAGAACCAUCUGGAAAGCUCUGUCGUUUCAAAAAUGCCUGUUGAAAUCCUUGUUGGUAAGAAGAAUCUGGAAGUUCGACCUAUGAUGAUCAAUAAAGGUGAAAUCGUGAAACGUAUCCUGUCUCAGUCACAACAACACCCUGACUUGAUCAUUUGUGCUGGAGACGACAAGACCGAUGAAGACAUGUUCCGUACAUUGUCUGUCGUUUACUUUGCUCACUACCAAGAUAUGAUCAACGAAGGUUCUACUGUGAAUUGGAACGAUACCAAGUCAGCACUUUACACCUUGACUGUUGGGCCUGCUAUGAAGAAGAGUAUGGCGAAUUGGCAAGUGGAAGCUCCCGCUGAUAUCAUUCAACUUCUGGGAAAGAUGGCAGAAUCUGAUAAACAAUAAAAAGUGAAGGCAUUCACAAGCCAAGCCCUGGUGGCCAACAAAUAAAGUAAACGAAUUCAACAAAUUAUUAACCAUUACUACCCCCGUCUCCACUAUUACCACCAUCACCCAUUGUAGAAAUUGUACACACACAUAUACGUAAAUAUAUGUAUAUCACACUAUUCAACAUAAUAAUAAUAAAACAAUUUAAUAAAGAUUCCAACUUUCAGCA
Messenger RNA from Mycotypha africana, 2868 nucleotides. RefSeq names its product glycosyltransferase family 20-domain-containing protein. The record is from RefSeq and is a predicted model, not a curated record. The transcript has 5 exons. Gene Ontology annotation, cellular component: cytosol; alpha,alpha-trehalose-phosphate synthase complex (UDP-forming). Gene Ontology annotation, biological process: trehalose biosynthetic process. NCBI's taxonomy places the organism in Eukaryota, Fungi, Mucoromycota, Mucoromycetes, Mucorales, Mycotyphaceae. The coding region runs from base 111 to 2657 and encodes 848 amino acids. Gene Ontology annotation, molecular function: catalytic activity.